ACCAAGUUGCCAAGUCGGGAGAUUUCACGCCGAAUAAACACAGGUCUCACUGCCUUGACAUUGAAGGAAAAUAUUUUUGUCUUUUUUCAAGGUUAUCUUGAUCGCCAGACCGGGACUACGACAUCCUAAAUCCGGUAAAGUUUGUGAAGGGGAAGAUUAUUUAAUGUUCCGUUUGGCUUCCAACUUGUUACCUGAGCGAGCAGUUCAGUUCCUUACUGCUUCCUACUUCAGAGCCAACGCGUGGUAUAGUGUCGGUGCAGGAAAAUUCCACAGUGCGCAGGUUUUAGUCGAACAUCCAAAUAUGAAGAUCAAGAUUCUACCAGCACUCUCUGACAAUUACAUGUAUUUGUUAAUGGAUGAAACCACAAAGGAAGCAGCCAUUGUGGACCCAGUGGAGCCAAAGACAGUCCUGGCAGCUGUGGAAGAGGCAGGAGUCACCCUCACUACUGUCCUGACAACCCAUCAUCAUUGGGAUCAUGCUGGUGGAAACAAAGCAUUAGUCGAAACAUUCGACAAACCCCUGAGAGUCCUUGGGGGUGAUGACCGCAUUGAAGCCCUCACGCAGAAGGUUUCCCAUGGAGACAAGUUUACAGUGGGCAACCUGAACAUCGAAUGUCUGUUUACCCCAUGUCAUACGCAGGGUCAUAUCUGCUAUAAUGUCACGUCUGAAGAUGCAAGUCAGAAGCCAGUUGUGUUUACAGGUGACACUCUUUUCCUUGGUGGUUGUGGAAAAUUCUUUGAAGGAAAUGCCACUGAGAUGUAUAAAGCUCUGAUUGAAAUUCUUGGUUCCCUUCCUGAUCACACUGAAGUAUACUGUGGUCAUGAAUAUGCCUUGCAAAAUCUUGCCUUUGGGUCACAUGUUGAGCCUGACAAUGAAGCCAUCAAGCAGAAGAUUGCUUGGGUGAAGGGACGCAGGGAUGAAGGACUGCCAUCAGUGCCUUCUACAAUUGGUGAAGAAAAGCAGAUCAACCCAUUCAUGAGAGUGAAUGAGAGCCCUGUUCAGAAACACGCAGGAACAAGCGAAGGAAUAGAGACCAUGGCAGCUGUCAGGAGAGAAAAGGAUAACUGGAAAGCUCCCAAACACUAAAUGCUGCCUAAAAUACAUAAGAAUGAUGUUAUAACCCUGGUAUACCUUUAAUUUCUCUUGCUUUUUUUUUUCUUUUUUUCUUUUUUUUAUUAGGAAGGAAAUGUCUGUAAGAAAGGUAUUGUGUAUUGUGCAGAAAAUCACUUAAAAUUCUUAUUUACAAGUAUAAAUAGAUGCUGUAACUCCAAGUAAAACUUCCGCAUCCAAACGAUUCAGAGACUUACAUAUCAGCAUGAGUAAUUUUAAAGUCUUCUUGAACCUUCAUAAUAUAUUGCUCAAGUAGAGUUGCAGCCAUAUUGCUAAUUGUAUAUACAUAACAGACUCUCUUCAUCUUCAGUAUUGUAACAAGAAAAAAAGUGUAGAUAACAAUAGAUAAAAGAGAAUGAAAAUGUGACUGCCAUUGGAUUCUGCUCUGAGAACUGGCUUCUUAUUAAACAAAAGAUAUGUAGGGCAUUACUCAUAAUAUUUUACAGGUUUGUUAUGUGUAUUAUGAGAGCUUGAACUUUUUGUAAUUCUGCCAGUAUUCUAAUAAAGUCAGGAAUGAUA
Messenger RNA from Penaeus chinensis, 1630 nucleotides. RefSeq names its product hydroxyacylglutathione hydrolase, mitochondrial-like. The coding region runs from base 164 to 1087 and encodes 307 amino acids. Gene Ontology annotation, molecular function: hydroxyacylglutathione hydrolase activity. The transcript is spliced from 8 exons. The record is from RefSeq and is a predicted model, not a curated record. NCBI's taxonomy places the organism in Eukaryota, Metazoa, Arthropoda, Malacostraca, Decapoda, Penaeidae.